UAAACUUCCUAUGCCCGUGGUCCCUACACGCGCACGUCUGCCCUCCCAACACAAGGGGCACUGUCAGGAAACGGCCGCACUAGAACACCGGAACCAUUUCUAACUUUCAUCCAAAGAUUUUUCCGGACGUGUUUCUUGUACGGACCCGGCUUCUGCUUUGUUUACUUUUUAUUUUAUAGCCUCAAAUCUACCAGCAGAUCUCUUAUUAGUAACAUUUUCAAACCCCUAGCUCUCGUCUAUGUCUCUCGUUUUUUCCUUUUAUCUAUGAACACGUAUUUUAAUGCCAGUAUAUAUGAAUUUUAUUUUACCUUUUUGAACAUACAGGCGCUUAGGAAGGUGCAGUCAUGUCCGCUGAGCGACAAAUGUUCCCGUCGCUGUUCUCUCCGCCGCCUUUCGCUGCAGUCGUAGCGGUAGAAAGUGGCGUGGAGCCUGUGGGCAUUCCCCAGUCAGAGGUGGAAACAUUCAGGAUGUUCCUGAACGAGCGGCUGACGGCAGCAGUGGAGGACAUUCUGAGCGUGUUCGGGAAGACGGUGGCUCGGUACCAGGAGCAGAUAAGCUGCCAGCAGCGGGAGCUGGACAGCCUGAGGUCCGGGGAGCGAGAGUGGAGCCGGGCAGCAGAGCCCCUACAGGACUCAUCCUGGAUGAAGAAAUGUCCUGAACACCAGACCCUUGAUGCCCCACUGUUUCAUACUGACAAUCUUAUUGAGAAAGUCGUCGACACCUCAGCUGCUCCGAUUAAAUCAGAAGGUGUGGAUGAGGAUUGUGGAGAGUCGACAACAUGUCAUCACCCCAGUUUAACACACCAGCUGGAUCCAGAAGCAGCGAGCGAUGAGCGAGUUAUCUGUGAGGACUCUGACACGGAGAACAGCGAGGACGGCUGGAGAGACGAUGCCACUUUGUGGAAGUCAGAGGAAAUGGCAGAAAACAAAGAUCCCAGCUCCAGUUCAGAACCUCAGGGCUCCACUGAUCUGCCACAGUUUGGCUGCCAGGUUUGUGGCAUCACCUUCCAGAAGAUGGGCUACCUGAUCACCCACGCUGCAGUGCAUCAGGAAACCUGUGGAGUUUGUGGAAAACAGAUGGAACAAACGGAAAGCCUCAAGCUUCACCUGAAAGCUCACCGAGAAACGACGUUCCGCUGCAGCGUCUGUGGGCAGAGCUUCACGCUGCGGGGGAACCUCCGCAUCCACAUGAAGAUCCACUCGGGCGAACGGCCGCACAGCUGCAGCAUCUGCAGCAAGAGCUUUGGCCGGCGGGCGUCGCUGGUGCGCCACGUGCGCAGCCACAUGGGCGAGAAGCCGUUCGCCUGCAUGUACUGCGGCCACAGCUUCACGGAGAAGGGCAACCUGACGGUCCACCUGCGGACGCACACAGGAGAGAGGCCGUACCGGUGCUCCAGGUGCGCCCGCAGCUUCAGCCAGCUGUCCAGCUUCUAUAAACACCCGUGUCAGAAGAAAGGCCUGAUCUGUGCCGCCAUCACUACCACCUGACAGCUGGGACACGUGAGCGGCUGUAGAAGGGCUUCCCCUGUGAAACAGAGCAAAGUAAUGGACACUUUUAUCAAAGUAACAUUUCAUCAGAGUUUGUUGAUGACUAGAAACUUUUUUUUUAUUCUCUCCGUUUCAAAUCAGUCAUUUUAUCUUAAUUUUAGGAAUUUUUUGUCUUCAAAACCAUGGGAUUAAUAUACAUAAAUAUUUAAAUCCAUAACUUUUUGAACACCUGUCGAAGCACUAACUGAGCCUUGCUCUUUGUAAUUACAGAUAUUUUUUGUUUGGUUCAUUAGAUCAGAAAUAUUGAAGAAAAACACUUCAUUCACUUUUCUCCAGCUUUAUCUUAAACAAUAAAACAAUAAACUUUGAAAAAUUGUAAAAAAAAAUAAAAUAAAAAAAAGUGGGCAUAAUAGAAUUAAAUGCCACAUUAAAACAUCUUGAAAAAUUCUACUGAAAAAACCCAAAUCUGUUCCAAAUAAAUGCAGUAGGUGCAAUAAACAAUUUUCAUGCAGCUGCACACCCUUAGAUUAAUACUACGUACAUUUUCAUUUAAUUCCAGCAUUUAGUUUUCUUUGGCAGAAGUCAUAACUUCAUGCCCACAUCUUGGCUCGGUAAUGUAGUAUUCCCAAACACUUCCUGCCUAAAUUGUCCAACUCUAUCAGCUCGAGAGGACUUCUCUGUCCAUGUCCCUCUUCAGAUGUUCUCAAAAUUGAUGGCUGUUCCUAUAUGGGCAACCACCUAGGGCGGCAUCUUGUGGGGGCGGCUUGAGACUGCCCCAUACCCCCAAAACCCAGUCUUACAAUUGUCAGCAGUUUAUUACGUCCUUGUUUUAUUGUUGUUAUUUUGGAUCUUGUUCCCACUAACAUUUAUUCUUAGCUGUGUAAAAUGUUUGGACAUGAUUCAUAAUGGUCUCAGUUGUUUAAACACUCAAAAUACUGGAGUAUCUAUAGUGAUGUGAAAGACUUUUAAGAGACCAUCAUACAAGUUUAUUCUUUUUUUAGUACUCUACCUCAGUUUUUACUUAUUGUUGGAAUGUGUGUUAUGUGAAAAAGAUGUGUCUUAUAAAAAUAUGGGACCAUUUAAAAUGAAGGGUUUGUGGUGAAUUGGCUCAACCGUCAAUUUUUGUUGCAAGUUUUCUAAUCAGGUUCUGUCUUUACACGUGGCUCUGUCAUUGGAAAUAUUUUGUUGGAAAAGACAUUUGCAGUUCUCUUCGGUAAGAUGAAGAUGAAGACUUUUCUUAUUUUUAUACCGAUUCUAAUUUCUUAUGCCCUUGACUAAAGUUAGCACAAUUUGUCUGGAUAAAAGUUGAGACUUUUGUUGUGUGGAAGAUUACAAUAAAUAUAUGUUUGUAGGAAGAAAACCAAAGCUUCAUUAAAUAAACUAAGAUUUGUCA
Molecule: messenger RNA, 2880 nt
Organism: Poecilia latipinna (sailfin molly)
Lineage: Eukaryota; Metazoa; Chordata; Actinopteri; Cyprinodontiformes; Poeciliidae
Product: zinc finger protein 2-like
Exons: 2
Coding region: 345-1487 (380 amino acids)
Biological process (GO): regulation of transcription by RNA polymerase II; embryo development
Cellular component (GO): nucleus
Molecular function (GO): DNA-binding transcription factor activity, RNA polymerase II-specific; RNA polymerase II transcription regulatory region sequence-specific DNA binding
Source: RefSeq, a predicted model, not a curated record